Messenger RNA from Triticum turgidum subsp. durum (durum wheat), 1314 nucleotides. NCBI's taxonomy places the organism in Eukaryota, Viridiplantae, Streptophyta, Magnoliopsida, Poales, Poaceae. The record is from the annotation of a GenBank genome assembly.
AUGGAGACGCUGCCGGACGACGUGGUCCUGGAAAUCCUGGUACGCAUGCCGGAUGCCCCGCACCUGUUCCGCUGCGCGGCGACGUGCAAGCGCUGGUGGUUCCUCGUAGCACAACCAUCCUUCCUCCGCCGCCGCUGGCCAGAGGACACGCACCAUCCCUCCUCCCUCCUCGGCUUCUUCGCCGAGGAAUAUCGAUCAGCCGGUCCACGGAGCUACAAAAUUAGGCAUGUGCCGUCCUUUAUUCCGGCGCCCUCGUCGCCCUUUCGGCCUCGCAGCCCCAUCGCGAGCUUCGCCGACGCCGGCGACAUGCGGGAAUUGCCACUCGCCUCGCGCCGCGGCUUUCUUCUCGUGCAUCUCCUCGCCGGCCAUCACCGUCGGGACGCAUACAAGGAAUUCAACCUGGCCGUGUGCGACCCGCUCAGUGGCACAAGCCGCGUGCUGCCCACGCUCAAGUAUGACAGGCUUUUCAGGAUCAAAGGUUGUGCUAUUCUAACCGGCUGUUGCUCCAAACAACAACAACAACAACAACAACAACAACAACAACAACAACAACCGGUGUUAUCAACCUGCUCGGCCUUCUCCAAAGUGUUAAUAAUUGGCUUCGACAACGAUGACCAGCAGUACAGUAUCUCCAUGUUCUCGUCGGAUGAGUCGAGCUGGAGGGCGCCUGAAAACUGCUUCGACCCUUCAGAGCACGGCAUUCAGCUGGCGCCUUCACAGGUCAACGCGGUCGUGUGCCAAGGAGCGGCGCACUGGCUCUUCAGGGACAAUUCAAACUUCUACACGCUGCACGCGAGCGUUGAGACGGGCCAUACCACCUUGACGAAGCUCUCGCUCACACUCGGCAGCCUCGGCCGCAACUUUAGGGACGUACCACGGCUAAGCGUCACCAACGGAGUGCUAUCACUGCUUGCAUUACAUAAAAAAUGCCUAAGAGCGCAGAUAUGGACAUGUCGAGGUGACAAAAAGAGCAGAGGUUGCACCAGAGACUGGCGCCACACUAAGAUGAUCAAGCUAGAACGACCGGAGCAGAAUCAUACCAAGAUAGUGCAUUACAUGUGGGCAGGGGAGAGGAGCGGUGUAUUGCUUAUCAAGGCAAGCCCCUACUUCAAACAGUGUGUAUAUGUUGCUAACCUUCAAACCGGGACAGUGGAGGAGGUCAUCGACAAGUUUUGCGGCGAGUGCACGACGCCUAUCCCGUUUGAGAUUGAUUGGCCAGCCUUCUUCAUGUCUCGCUUGGCAGGCGAUAGCAUCAAUCAGGCUAAAUUGGGAGAAACCAUACUGAGCAUUACCAACCUUCUUGGAGGCCAAUAG